Molecule: messenger RNA, 498 nt
Organism: Haemonchus placei
Lineage: Eukaryota; Metazoa; Nematoda; Chromadorea; Rhabditida; Trichostrongylidae
Source: the annotation of a GenBank genome assembly
CUGCAUUUAUCUCUCCAAUUUGAAUCGGAUUACUUACCUAAAUUUUCAAGACUCUCCCUUCCUCUUUCCGAAAUCACACCUGAAUCUGCAAGUUCAUCGCGGCGCUCAAUCGCUCCAGUGCAGUGGAUAAACGCUUGGGGUGCUCCAACCAAUGAUGAUGCUAAAAUUCAAAUGGGCAUAAACAAGUGUAUGCUGCGAAAGCAUAAGAACAAUCGCAAACCUCGUACACCAUUCAGCACUCAGCAACUUCUUUCACUGGAAAGGAAGUUUCAACAGAAGCAGUAUCUGAGUAUAGCGGAGCGAGCCGAGUUCAGUGCCAGCCANUAUCAAUAUGACAGACCGUACUCUCGUGACAAUCGCCGGGCGAAAUCAAAGCGUUUACAAGAGGCUGAAGUAGAGAAGGUGAAAUUUGCUCAUGCUAACGCACUUGCAUCAGCGGCCAUGGUGAACGACUCAUCCAGAACGUUUGUCGCCUUAAGAUAUCCGACACAAUGGUGA